Cuscuta epithymum is the source of this 1946-nucleotide messenger RNA. The record is from the annotation of a GenBank genome assembly. NCBI's taxonomy places the organism in Eukaryota, Viridiplantae, Streptophyta, Magnoliopsida, Solanales, Convolvulaceae.
GAGGAGGUGCUUUUGGCAUCUAAGGUACAUGGAGGACCCCCCUCCCUCACUCAUUUGUCAAUUAAGACAAAAGUGAGACAUCCCCUCUCCCUCCAACCAUUGAGCUCGACCAAACCAUCCAAGGGAGAGAGAAGGAGCUUCAAAAUCACCUCCAUUGCUGCAAAUUUGAGCUCAAGCUUUAGUGCUCAAAGGAAGAAGAUUAAAGAGGGAAAAAGUUGGGAAAAGUGUGAACAAUUAAGGCACUUGUAAAGGGUAUUUCAAGUGAUUUCACAAAGUUGGAAAAAGUCGCCGGAGUUGUCGCCGGAGUUGACCAAGUCGCCGGAGUUUCACCGGAGUUCAACCAAGAAGGGUAGAACUUCUUAACGCUAGUUCAAGGUUGAAGCUAGGGCUUGCUACUUGCACCUUCUCACGGGUGAUAUCAAAUCAGGAAGACGUGAAAUGGAGGGCAGGCGAAUGGCAACCAGGAACAAUCCGAGAGGGCGGGCGCCGGUAGCGUCCCAAAGGGGAAGCCGGGCUGCAUCUCGGGGUUCAAGAGGAGGCCGUGGAGGCCGUGGAAGCCGUGGAGGUCAUCAAGCUCAAACUGUGAGUGAUGGCCAUGUAAGCUCGGUGUAUGAAACCAACACCGAAGACUACGACUCUACAUAUGUUCCGGAAACGGAGCACGAGGAGACCCCAUAUGAUGGGGGUGACACGUACACGGACGAUGAUGAUGAAGAGAGUGAUGCCAAGUUCGCUCAAAUGGGCGAAUUGCUUGAGUGGUAUCAAAAAGAAAAACUGAGGAGAGACCUUAGGCGCCAAGCGAGGCGUGGCUCUCGUGGAGGUUCGGGUCAAGGAAGCCGGGGAGCUUCCGUGGCCACCCCAGCGGCGUCACAAGGUGGGCGUGAAGGAGGUUUUGUUGUGAGAAUCUCCAAGUACCUCAAGGAGGCUAGGGCCUUGGGGUGUAGGUCCUUUGACGGCACCGGGGACAUUACCGUUGCCGCCGAUUGGAUUAAGAAGGUGAAGGAUGCAUCAAGGGACAUGCAAAUCACACCGGACGUGAAGUUGACUGUCGCUUCACGGCUACUUGAAGGGAUAGCUUCUACGUGGUGGGAGAGCGUGGAAGGGAAGUACCAUGGGGAAAUAACAUGGGCGGACUUUGAGCUGGAGUUCUAUGCUCAAUACUACUCCGAGUACGAGGUGAAUGUGAAACGGAGAGAGUACACUAACCUCAAACAGAAAGAUGGCGGCACAGUUAAACAACUGGAACAAGAGUUUAGAACCUUGGCUAGGUUCUUGCCGGAGUACGCGGUUGAUGAGAACCGCAUGACGGAGCACUUUUGGGAUGCCCUACUCUUGGACAUCCGUGACCGAGCUACGUACUCGCGCCACAUGACCUUCAGCGAGGUGGUGGAACAGGGCCUUCUCGGGGAGGCCCAAUGGAAUGAGAGGAAAGAGAGAGACGCCGAAGAGGCGAAAAAGAGGAAAUGGCAAAGUUCGGGGCCGCCCGAGCAAGCACGGAAGGAUAAACACGGCGGGGGUGGCGGUUCGUUCAAGACUCCGGCACCACCGGCAAAGAAGAACAGGGAUGCUCGGUGGCAUGCAUCCUCCUCCCAAAAGACGGGGCCUCCAAAGUGUGCAAAUUGUUCGAAAAAUCACUUUGGGAAGUGCAAUGCACCCCCGAGGUGUUAUCAAUGUGGGAACACGGGCCACAUGAAGGCCAAUUGCCCACAACUGGGGGGCGGAGGAGCUCCGGGAUCCGGAGGAGGAACCAUGACGGGGAGGAACCGUGCGGGCCCAUCAAACGGCGGUACGGGAAGAGGCGGCGCGUCCACAGGUCAUGCCGCGUCCGUAAAUCAAGGCGGGACCCAAGCACGAGUGUACGCAAUGACCGAGGCGGAUGCGCGAGCAAACCCGGACUCCGUUGCAGGUAAUACGCUUAUUUUCCUGUAUUUCUAGGCUUAUUUGGG